This is a messenger RNA of Calidris pugnax (ruff), 3344 nucleotides long. RefSeq names its product sulfide quinone reductase-like (yeast) (gene SQOR). The coding region runs from base 1595 to 2947 and encodes 450 amino acids. Gene Ontology annotation, cellular component: mitochondrion. The transcript is spliced from 10 exons. Gene Ontology annotation, molecular function: FAD binding; sulfide:quinone oxidoreductase activity. The record is from RefSeq and is a predicted model, not a curated record. NCBI's taxonomy places the organism in Eukaryota, Metazoa, Chordata, Aves, Charadriiformes, Scolopacidae.
CAGGAGUCCAUUUUUUUUAAAACAAUAAACCUCAUUAAAUCUAAUUGGUUAUUUGAUCUUUGUUGGAUUAGUUGUGUGCAUAUAACUGCUAAAAGCUUUGCAAGACUUGUAUUCUUACCGAUUUACAUCACUGAAUCCAAAUUAUAGCAGCAUAAAUAUUAAUUUGGCUAUUCAUGUUAGGCAAAACAGACAGUAUGUGUUAAGUUUCCUUGUAAGGUGGUAUAUGAAGGCAGAAAAGAUGAUUUAUUUAUUCAUUUUUUUAAAUCAAAGUGUGGGUUAAGUUGAAAUAAGCACACAAAUAUCACUGCUUUCCCGUAGUUUGAAGUAUACUUGUACUACUUUACUUUUCUCAGUCCUUGGCAAAGUGAUUUGUAGAAAAAUAGGCACCAAAACUGGACAGUAAUAUCCCCACCACCACCAUUAUAUGUCUUCAAACCAGUCCUUUGUGAUACCAGCACAGCCAAGAACUCUUUAUGAUGUGACAGAUUUAGCUUUCUCCAAUAUGCUUGAUGUAGGUGAGGGAACUGAACUGCUGGGAAGAGCAGCCCUGUUGUUGGUACCUGGCAGUGUCACAACAGCAUUGCUGUGGAGAAUUUUUGCUGUUUUCCUCCAGGCAGUAGCUGUUGGCAGCCGUGGAUCUGGGAGGUUAUGACUAACUCAAUCCUAUAAUCUAAGUGUCGUUUCUGAAGUGUUAUGUAGCUUGAAAGUGUAGAUGUUGGCCCUACCUGAUAACUCUUUCCUUCUUGGUUUUGUUCCUGUCUAUCCCUUUGUCUCCACGAUGUCAAGCCACAGGGUUUAAGAAAGGAAAUAGAAAACUCUGCUUGGCAAAUGGAUAAGUUUCAACAAAUGUGUUCAGCUUUUACAAACUUGCAACUUAAUGAAGCGUAUCAUGUACAGCUUGAUAAAGAAUAAUUUCAAAAUUUGUACACCUGCAAAGGCAAUAGUCUCUAAGCAGUAAUUUACAGAACUAAUGUUGCACUGUCAUUCACACUGCAGUGUAAGACAAAAGAUAAGGCUGGUGUAUUUUGUUUCAGGUGUUGCAAUGAAAAUACACCUGAGUGCUGCUGUGAAGGCAAGACCAUCUGUACGUGUACUGGUCGGCAAAACGCUUUACCUCUAAAUUAGCAAUAUAGUUUAUUGCCUUGAUGAGCAAGACUUUUCUUCUAUCACCUGGGACUCAUGUAAAGAGUAAUAUCCUUCCGUGUAAAUACAGCUUGCAAGAGUAAAAAUACAACAGUUAAUAUGAACUCUUUGCCACCCCACUACCUAAAAGCAAUGUUUCAGCCCUCAGCGCUCAACUGAAAUUGCUCGUUUUGCAGUCUUUAAAAUUGGGUAGAAGUCAUGUAGGUAAACAGUGUAUGAGAAUGUGUGUAUUACCCUGUUUUGCUUCUGCUCUUUUUUUGCUUUUACUACUGCUUCUUUUUUUUCUAGCUUUACAGAUGCUAUGAUAUAGAGGUAUGCCAGAAGAAGAAUAUCUCCAAGAAAAAAUAUCAAAGAUGGUGUGAUGAAAUUACUCCUGUUUCUUCUCUGUCACCCAGUGUUACUAGAAUUCAGUUGAGAUUGUCCUCACUAUCAGCCUCCCAUUUACUGAAAGAUGUCAGCAAUUGGAGUAGUGUCCUCCUGUUCCUGUCUCCGUCCUGGUGUAUGGCUGCUGAAACCAGGAAUGCAGAAGAUGAGCUCCUUCGGCUUGCAUACAGCAGCCAGGUGUGCUGCCAAGGAUUACUAUGAAGUGCUUGUGUUGGGUGGAGGUGCUGGUGGAAUCACCAUGAGUGCUCGGAUGAAGAGGAAAGUGGGGGCAGAAAAUGUGGCUGUUGUUGAGCCCAGUAAGACUCAUUACUAUCAGCCGCUGUGGACCCUGGUUGGUGGUGGUGCAAAGCAGCUGGCAACUUCUGCCCGUCCAACAGGAAGUGUAAUGCCUAAAGGUGUUGAGUGGAUCAAAUCUCGAGUUACAGCACUGGAUCCAGAUAAGAACUGCGUUUGGCUGGAGAAUGAUAUCAAGAUAUCUUACAAGUAUCUGAUAAUUGCCCUUGGGAUUAGUCUGCAUUACGAAAAGAUCAAAGGCUUGCCUGAGGGUUUUGAUCACCCUAAAAUAGGUUCCAAUUAUUCAGUUCAUACGGUAGAGAAAACAUGGAAAGCUUUACAAGAUUUCAAGGAAGGAAAUGCUAUCUUCACUUUUCCAAAUACUCCAGUGAAGUGUGCGGGGGCUCCUCAGAAGAUCAUGUAUUUAUCAGAGGCCUACUGGAGGAAAACAGGAAAGCGUUCCAAAGCAAACAUAAUGUUCAACACUUCACUUGGUGUCGUUUUUGGUGUCAAGAAGUAUGCUGAUGCAUUACUUGAAAUAAUCAAGGAGAGGAAUAUUGCUGUUAACUAUAAGCGCAACCUUGUAGAAGUCCGAGCAGACAAGCAGGAAGCUGUGUUUGAAAACCUGGACAAACCUGGAGUGACUGAAGUUCACCAGUAUGAAAUGCUCCACGUCACACCGCCAAUGGGGCCACCUGAUGUGCUCAUCAACAGUCCUGUUGCUGAUGAAAUUGGCUGGGUGGAUGUAAAUAAGGAAACUCUACAACAUAAAAAGUAUCCUAAUGUGUUUGGUAUUGGAGACUGCACCAACCUUCCAACAUCAAAAACUGCUGCAGCUGUAGCUGCCCAGUCGGGAGUGCUUGAUAAAACUAUUUCCCUGGUCAUGAAGAACCAGUUGCCAACUAAAAAGUACGAUGGCUACACUUCCUGCCCACUAGUAACAGGCUACAACAAGGUGAUUCUAGCAGAAUUUGACUACGACGCUCAGCCUUUGGAGACCUUUCCCAUUGACCAGAGCAAGGAGAGAGUAACCAUGUACCACAUGAAAGCCGAUAUGAUGCCUUUUCUCUACUGGAAUAUGCUACUUAAGGGAUAUUGGGGAGGACCAGCUCCUGUCAGGAAGAUAAUGCAUCUGGGCUUGAAGUAACUGCUGGUUCUGUGGUGGUAAAACACUUUUGAAGGAGACACUUCACACUGGAUCAAUAUGCAUCUUCCCUGUUGGACAACCACAUGGUAGACUUUUUUUUAAAUCAAGCUUUUGUCCAAAAUUCACUUUUCCGCCUACUUGGGAUUAAGUUUCCACUGCUCUUCUAUGUAAACCAAAGCCUUCAACUGCUUCUGUAUAUACACAGGAGCUUGAAUCUAACUAUGAACUUGCUUUAAGCUACAGAACACUACCAAAAUCUUCUAUUCAAUCAAUUUUAAAGCUGUUCUAUAUGUAAAGUUUUUUCUCCCACUCUAAACUGAAUUAUCUACAUCUGAGGAUCAAUGCAUGCACUGGAUGUAAGAGAAUAAUUCAAUGCUAGUAAAAUGGCCUGAAAAUC